Molecule: messenger RNA, 9957 nt
Organism: Octopus sinensis (East Asian common octopus)
Lineage: Eukaryota; Metazoa; Mollusca; Cephalopoda; Octopoda; Octopodidae
Product: synaptophysin
Exons: 5
Coding region: 195-869 (224 amino acids)
Cellular component (GO): synaptic vesicle; synaptic vesicle membrane
Source: RefSeq, a predicted model, not a curated record
CACUCACUCACUCACUCACACACACACUCACACAUGUGCACAUAUAUACACACACACACAUGCACGCACACAAACUUCAAAACUAAAAUUCCUCAACAUUACAAGUUGGUCUAAUGAAUGAAAUCAAAGACAGGUCUUCUGUCACGUAGAGUAAAUAAUUGUAUCCUCCACCUAGAUCUGGAUUAUUUCUAAAAAUGAUAGUCAUUAUCAUCACAACUAAAAUCUUAAAAAUGAUUUUAUCAAUAUUUGCAUUUGCCACUACCUGCAGUGUUGAGACAGAAACUAGUUUCAGCAUCAAAUGUGACGGGGGAAGUUUCAGUAGGAACUAUUCAUUCAAACUAGAUUAUCCUUUUAUCAUUAAUAUGCGUGCUGACGUUCCUCUCUGUAGCGAUCCUAAAACUUCAGAGUCAAUUUACUACAGUGUGAAGUCUAGUUGUGAAUUCUAUGUCUUCAUUGGAGUGAUGGCCUUCCUCUACUGUCUGGCUGCGUUGGUCAUCUAUAUCUACUUUGAUGAAGUCUAUCGUAAAAACACCAGGCUGACCAUCAUCGACUUUGUCACAACUGCUGUCUUUGCAUUGAUGUGGCUCAUUUCUUCUUCUGCCUGGGCCCAGGGUGUUUCUGAUCUCAAGUACUAUUCAGACCCAGCGGAUGCGUUAUUUCAGAAAUUGAAUUGUGACAAAAACUGUAUAAAAGGACCAGAUGCGAACUUUUCAACCCUGGAUGUCUCAAUUAUUUUUGGCUUUCUGAACACAUUUGUAUGGGCUGGUAAUUUGUGGUUCCUAUACAAGGAGACUCCAUGGUUCAAAGUGCAGGCUGCUCCACCAAUUGACCCAGGGAUGCCUCAAGAGACAGAUCCACAGAGAGUGUAAAAAAAUAAAAAGUGGUACAGGACAGGGACAUUGCUGUAUUAGUCAGUCAUAUGUCACCUUGCUAUUGUUAUCAUUCAGUAGAUGAGAAAGAUGCAGAUAGAAAGAACAGCAUAUGAUGUGCAUUGUAUAAUAUUUUGAGGAUGUAACGUUAAUUUUCUCUAGGAAGAGAGUGUUAAGUAAGUCAGCAAUGGUCAACCAUAAUUUAAUGUCGAUCUGGUUCUAAUUCCUAACACCAAGCAGCAGAUAUGACUGACCGAGUGACUGCGUGUACGCACGUGUGUUUAUGUGUGUGCGUGUGAUUAUGUGUGUACACUCAGCAACCAGUUUGUUACACAUGUAAUACCUAACAUAGUUGGAUACUAAGUGUAUAUAUGAGUAUGUAUGUGUGUGUGUAUAUGACAAGUUAAAGGUGUGUUGAGUCUUGUUGCUACAUCUUGAGACAACACAUUCAAAAGGUAAGAGUGAAAGUUGCUGCCACAUCUCUGAUGACCUUCCUUCAUGUGUCUUGUGCUUUAUUCUGCUCUAUUCAGAUGUUUGGAGAAAAGAUUCAAUACUAUAGCAUACUUUCCCUAUAUGGGACAUUGCUUCCAUAUGAUACAUGCAAUCUGUGUGUGACUGAAUCAUUGCAUGAAUGUCUAUAUGUGUAUAUCUGUGCAUCACUGUUAGUGAGUAUGUGCAUUUGCGUGUGUGAAAGAUUUUUCUUUUUCCAAUUCACUUUGAGAUUAUGAGAAUUUACAUAGUUUGAGCAGGUUGAACCCAAAUUUUAUUUCAACCCAAAUUAAUUAUAAAACCCACCCCCUCCUAAGGCUCUGGUUCAAUUUUAGCCUAGCAGUUUCUUGAUAAUAAUUUAGUAGAUGUUUGUUGCAUAAGAAACAGAUUCCAAAUAUUUAGAUUUAAUGGAGUAAUUAACCAUUAAAGUUUGUUUUAUUUUCAUUUUUAUUUUUUGUGCGUGAAUCCUAAAAAAAAAUAAAACUGAGGGAUGUCAUUUUUUUUUUUUAAAUCAAUUAUAUAUUGCGACAGUGAGAAGAUGGCAACAUGUUUUUAAUGAUAGCUUGUCAGGUUAAAUCUUGAACUAGUGAUGUGUUUCAAUCAGCAGUUCAAGUAUUAAGUAGAAUAUAACUUCACCUUACAGAAGUAGAAUAAAACUUCUAUCAUGGGCCUUAGUUUAGUUGUAGUCAGGUAACUUCCUCACCUGUAGCCUCUUUGUUUACCAUGUUAAAUCUUCAUGGUCUCCAACUAGAUAGCAGGAGGUCAUCUUCAUAUUUUCUUAAUACUGCAUUAUAUUAUCUCUAAUCGGAGAGUGAUCAACAAUUUCUCAUGUGAUCAGUGCCUCGAUUGAUUAUUUCCUUUAUUUACCUACAAUUUACAGAAGGGCAUCUAAAAAAAAAAAAUGUGCUCCCAUUUCUGUUCAAUUAUCUUGAAAGUUCUUUAGUUACUCUCUUGACAUGCCAGAAAAUCUAAUAUUUUCUAUAAAAGAAAAGCAAUUUUUUUUUUCUUGUUUUAACUGAGAAGCAAUCAAGUGAAAAUUGUUUGAUGAUUUUUACAUUUCUAACAACAUGGCAUUGUUUUCCUUUUAUUGUUUUGGUUUUUCCUUUCUUUUUUCUUUUUUAAAAUUUUUAGCAAAGCUGUAUUUUUCUACUUACUUGAUGAAAACUGUUUCACUUUUUUAUAAGUCAAUUUUUAUAUUUAGCAGUUAAACAUUUCUUUCCCUUUUCUGCAGCUUUCCACUUUUCAAAAAUUUAUGACAGAUGAAAACUACUUCCUGUUCAAUUAAACUGUCAUCUGUUUUGUUUUUGUUUUAUUAUUGUACAAUAAAAAAAAGUCGCUUUUUGGAUGAAAAUGUUUAUUUUUUUUUUAGUUUAACACUAUCUUUAUUUUUUUUUUAUUUGACUGUUUAUUUAUGGUAAUCUUCGAUUAUCUGUUAUUUUAUGUUUUAAAUACAACUCUACUGGAGUAUGGCUCAACUGAAUGUGACUGAACCAAGCACUCAGUAUUUUUAGCAUGCUUAAUAUUCUCAUAGUUUUCUAUAUAAAUUUUAAUUUCUUUUUGUAUAAAUCCAAGGUUUGUACAGAGAAUGUUUGUUUAAACAAAAGUAUUGGGGUGGCUAUAAAGACUGUAUGAAAGAGAAUUUCCUUGCGACUUUUGGAAAUUGGAAUUCUCAUUUAUAUAAAAUGUUAUGUCUACAACCACACACUGUUUAAACAUAUAUCUGAUUAAAUGUUAAUUAAGAAAGAGUUUAAUGAUUAGAAAAUAUCCUUUUGCUUAUAUAGGUUAUUUUAGUUAUCCAGUCAUGUAUGCCUAUCUUUUGUGAUAGCAAGACUUAAUUGUAGUUACUUUUACCUAAUUUCCUACCAAACUGCCAUAAAGUCACCAGGUAGAUUAAUCCACUGCCAGGAAUUCUUUAAAGCAUGAAGUUAGUCAAUAUUUUCUGUUCAAUAAUUGAUUAUAUUUACCUAAAACUAUAGCUCAUUAGCGUGGUCAAGAUAAAUCUUGGUCUUCAAACCGCCUUUAAAUUUGGCUUAUUUCAGCUCUUGUUAAUAAAACAUUGCUUAUUUCUCAAUAAAAUAGAUGAGUGCAGUGAAGCAUUUGCGAAUGCUCAAUAUUGCUGUUAGUGUUAUUAUGUUGAUAUUCUUUAGCAUUACUAUUAAUACAAACUAUUUUUAUUGUCUUGAAAACCCUGGUUUCCUCUCUAUUGAGAAUAGUUCAAAAAAGAUAUGCUUCCCACUCUUUUAUGAUUUAAAAUUUGUUUCCUAAAAUCUUGAACUGAUCAGAUCUUUCAAACUUCUUGGGUUUGGGUUUUUCAUCUAUUGCUCUCUUCUAUCACUUUUAAGAGGGCCUCCACAGGCGUCAGAUCAGUCUCUACUUUCAGCCAAUAGUUGACAAUAUUCCCUGUAUUGAUAAUAUCUUAUGAAGAUAGUAAAUGAUGGCCUAAACAUUUAUACUUUUCCCUAACUAUUUUCAUAAACAUUUUUUUUUUUUUAUUUGGGUUUUAGUGCCACACUUUCUGUCAACUGGCUAUUAAUUACUGGUAUGUAAUGAUCCAGAGAUUCAAUCUGAUUCUCAAAACUGAUCAUUAUGAUUACCGGAAGUCACGCAAUUACCUCUUACCAUUAAUCUAGUUGUUAAGGAUGCAAUGAGAAAACUGCCAGAACAGAAAGUAUUGAAGUAAAAUCUAUGUGAAAUUGACAAGCAUAAUUUUAAUUUAAAAAAAAAUUUUUUUUUUUUUAUGGUAUGUUUGAGUGAAAAUGGUGAAGAAUGCUAAAUAAUUUAUUUGAUUGGAGAUUCCGUAAUCAGCGUUGGGGUUGGUAAAGAAAUCAACAAAUAUAUAUAAGUGGCCGACAACAUGUGUUUAUAUUUAAAACAUUGACAUCAUUUAAUACUGAUUCCUUUAGUGGGUCUGUGAAUGUAUGGUAGGCUGAAAGAGGCUUGUAGUAUGGAAACCUUCCUCCUCCAUCAGGCAAUCAAUGUAACACUAUUGACUUUUAAUUAUUAGUGUUUGGUCCUACCAGUGAACACUAGGUUUGUUGAAAUAUAUUAUUGAGAUACUGUGUGGCUGUAGAAGGUAGCUAAGUAGUUAGUGUUUGUGUUGGUAUAUUUGCGCUAAUUACCUACAAUUGCAGAACACCUGCACAUUAGAUGCAAGCUAAAAUAGUGGGGGGGAAAACGAGAGAGAUAAAGGAGAAAGAUAUUAUGUACAACAUGAUUCAGUGACCUUUGCUUUUUUUUUUUUUUUUGUUAGAUUUGAACCUCUGCAUCUGCCCACCACCCCAGACUGCUAGCACUCAGAAUCAAACUCAGAUUCACAUGGUUAUUUGUUCAUGUCAGUCUAUCAUUAGAUGACUUUUCAAAGAAUUGUCGUUUUUGUUUUGGUUCAACCAACACCUGAGGUUGUUUAGUUUGGUAUCACCCUAAAAUUUUUAAUCAACCUUCUCUGUUGAAAUUCAUUGUAAUAUGUCCAUUUAAGAAUCGAAUCUCCUUGAGUACAUUUUUGGGGGUAUCAACUUGUAAGUUGAUCAGUUCUUGUGAGUUACUUUUUCAUUUAAAUCAGACGCUGUAUGUCAGUAGCUGUAGUUGCUAAAACUUGGCUACUUUUUCAUAUAGUACUUGCUUUCUGUGGAAUGAUUUAACUUCAGAUUAUUUUUGUUGGGUUUUUUUUAUCCAGUUUUUAUUCUUUGUUAACAGACAACUCUAGCAAUAACAUUAUUGAUAGAUUUAGUUCCUUCAUAUUGGGAAAAUCUCUGAACCACUUUCACUUCAACCAGGUCUCUGAAUUCUGGGGUUUUGCUUUGCCUACAAACCUACCCUGUUAGAUACAACUAUAAUGCUUUAAACUUGACUGCAUAAUCCUAAAAUUAGUUUUGAAGUUUAUCUCACAAUUAUUCCGGGCUCAAUUUUCAAACCAUUUUGAUGGCUAUGUCUUACAGAAUAAAUUGUUUGUUUUGUUAUAUUUUGUUUGAUUUGUUGCUUUUUAUUUUGUUUUAUUUGUUGUUUUCUUUUUCCUCUGGGCAGGUUGAUUUUAUUUUACAAAUAACCAGGCUUUUGCUCCUCUUCAAAUGUUCCUCCUCUUCUGCCUUGUCCUCAUUAGCAGUUAAAUACAAUCCUUUCUCAUUCUAUAUAUUCAAAACAUACAAGUCUGACAAUCAGUUUUAAUAUCAUUGAAGUGUUUAACUAUGGUUCUGACCCUCUCACACAUCCAAACCAUUCACAGUGCAUAAACCAUUCCUUAAUAUAAUAAAAUAAAAGACUUAUUUCUACAUUUACCACUUUCAAUGUCUCUAGGAAAAUAAUGAAUACCUCUGCAUUCCAAUUUCCCAUUUCUUUUCAUUCCUAAUUAAAAAAUUAUAUAUAUAUAUGGAUUUACCAUGCCACCAUUGGUUUCAUAUGGAAACAUUGCAAUUAUCAAGCAUUCCACUAAACAGUGUUGGUAAUCUAUCUCUAAUCUGGCUAAGGCUCUCUAUCUCUCUCUAUAUAUAUGUAUACAUACAUAUAUAUAUAUUUAUAUAUAUAUAUAUAUAUAUUAAUUGUCAUUUAUUAGCUUUUUUUAAUACAAGUAAAGGAAGUGGCAUAGACUUUAGUAGUCUUAUGGAAUAAGAUCUGUGAAAAGAUUAACAGAACCCUGACUGAACAUUUCCCUAUAAAACUGAAAGUUCGUCAGAACCAUAAGGUAAAAAUACUGAGGCCGAUGUUAAUGUAGUGAUGAAAAUAAAUCCUUGAGGUUAGAAUCUGUAGAAGCUUUGAACAUUGGUUAAACUGACAUGUUUUCAUACUUAUCUAACUUUAUUAACUUCAAUAAUAAUAUUUAGUUCUUCUACUGAUAUUGAACCUGUAACCUCUUGUUUUACGCCCCAUUCUCAAAUGGCAUGUCAACAUUACAUCAACACAUCCAAAUGGCAGAGUACUUUCUUUGAUCUUUAUGUUCACUUCUUGAAUAAUGUAGUUGUACAGCUCCUGUUUCUUUUAGUGCUGUCUCAACAUCAUUUCAGACUUGACUAUUCCCCAAAUCCAAAUCUUAGUCUGUGUGUAUGUGUGUGUAUAUAUCUGUGUGUGUGUAUGUAUCUGUGUGUGUGACCUAGUUUUUCAGAACUUCUUAAAGGAAUGCUAUAUGUAGAAUGUUACAAGAGUUACCUCUAUCUGACAUUUAUUCCCAACUGAUGACUUCUCAAUGAUCAGGUCAAUAGAUGUCCAAAAGAAUUUUGGCAACACCAACAACAGAACAACUUAGAAAUUUGACUGCCUUAGGUUAUGUGGAUAAUAGUGUAUGUGUGUGUGUGUGUGUGUGUGUGUGUGUGUCUGAACAGACAGAUAGAUAGACAGACUGUUAAAUAUGAAUUUAGUUUGGAAUGUAAUCAUUUUGGUUAUUUACUGCCAUCCAAACACUGAUAUGUUGGUGUUUCAUUUAGAAUAGAUGAAUUAUAUAUUGUAACUGCAAAUAAUGGUGUAUAUAUAUACAUAUAUAUAUUCUGUAUCUUCAUCAAACUGUUAGGUAGAUUUUUCUUACCUGUAUCCAUCAAUUACUAGUAAAUAUGUGUGUGAAUAUUGCUCCAAAUAUUUAUAUAUAUUUCUCAACAGAGAAGAGGAAACCAGCAUAGAAUUUGGUAUUUUUGUGGGAAUUUUAUAUGAAUAAGACCAUAGUAUUGAUUCCAAUCCAGGAAUUUAAUAUUCAUUCAGGAGGGGAGGAGGGAAUUAUUUAACUGUCUCAUAAAGUUCCACUGCUCAUGUUAAAUAUUUAUGUGAAACCAUCGCAUAAUUCUUUAUAUGGAUAUCAUUCUGAAUUUACUUAAAUAAUUAGUACACAAGAGAUUGCCAAGAUUUUAAUAUUGAGACAAACAUUACUCAUCUUUAUAGAGAUUUUAGGAUCAAAGCUGAUUUGCUUUUGAACUAAAGUAAAAUCUUCUCAUUCAAACUCUUUUCCAAACAGUAUUUCACUGUGUAAGUUUUUCAAGGUAUGAUAGUAUGUGCGCUACAAAUAUUAGGUGUAAUAUUUUUCCCCCCGCAUCUUUUAUUGAAACAGUCUGAAGUCUGUAGAUUGUCAUGUUGUCAGCACCAAACCAUUGUUGAAAAUUUAUCAAAGCAGAUUGAAGAAGAAUCCAUUUUAUUUGUCAUUCCCUGCUCCCAUACUCUUUGUUCCAGUUUCAAAUGGUCAACCACAACCUUUGCUUUUGUGUUAUGAAAACAUACUUUUCUUCUUUUAUUCUCCAAUAACAAGACAACUGUAUAUUUUUAUACCAAUUUAUCAUUCAAAUCAUUUUAUAGAGAUACUCUAAUUUUGUUUCAUAUAUAGAUUUUUUUUUUCUUUUGUAUCUUUCAUUAUUUAUUAUAAUUCUGCUGGGGUUGACUUUGCCUUUCAUCCUUCCAGGAUUGAUAAAAUAAGUUACAGUCAUAUGUGCUGGGCAGGAGGGGGAGAGGGCAAUUAAAUCAACUUCUACCCGCCUCUCAAAAUAUAUGGCUUUGUGCCUAUGUUAGAAAACAAAAGAUAUUUUUAUUACGGCAGAGGAGUGACAGAAAUGAUAGAGCGCCAUACUGAAUGCCUUAUAGUGUUUAGUUUUGCCUCAUGACAUUUUGAGUUCAAUUCCUGCCAAGGUCAACUUUGCCUUUCAUCUCUCCAAAGUUGAUAAAGUAAGUACCAGCCAAUGUAUUGGUGUCGAUUCAAUUGACUAUUUUCCUCCUUUAUAGGUUUGGGGCCUUGUGCCAACGUGACAAAUCAUUGUUAUUUAUUUAUUAUUAUUAUUAUUAUUAUUAUUAUUAUUAUUAUUAUUAUUAUUAUUAUUACUGUAAUAUCUCACCAGAGUCAACUUUGCUUUUCAUCCUUUCAGGGUUGAUAAAGUAAAGUACUGGUCAAGUAUUGGAGUGGAUGUAAUCAACUAACCUCCACCCCACCCCUAAAAUUGCUGGCCUUGAGCCAAAAUUUGACACUUAUUAUUAUUAUUAUUAUUAUUAUUAUUAUUAUUAUUAUGUUCAGCAUUAUGUUAACAAUAUUUGAUGUUAAUUUCCUGUAAUUCUUCUAGUCUCAGUGUUUGUUUGUUUGUUUGUUUGUUCCCCCCACCCCACCCCGCCUGUUUUAUUUUUCUCCCCUCUUUUGUUAACCUUGCCUCACACUAUUCUGUAUUUUAAACCUGACUAUGGAAAUUUGCAGCUAAGUUUCUGAACGAAUCCCUCUCAUUUACCUAUGAAAAGAAAUUAUCAUUUUAGGGACACAUUUAUAUCUGUCUGUACGAGCCAUGGAAAUCUCUCGUUGCUCAACAGUUGUCAGAUAGUUCUAAAUAAAGCAAUUCACAGUGUUGUGUUUCACUUCCAACCUUUGGUCUACAGGCUACAUUAAUUCCUUAUCUACAUAGAACAGAACUGAUAUAUUUUGCCUUUUUCCCCCUACAGUCUUGGAAAAUUGAGUGUCCAAAAACAGUUGAAGAUCUUAUUUAUUUUUGUGCUUACAUCUUGUUAUAAACAUAAAUGGUACUGUAAUAAUUUUGGUCAGAUGGAUUUUUCUAGAAGCAAUAACACCAUCAACUAAAACCAAAUUCAGAAAACUGCCCUCCACCUUUAAAUCUUAAAUUCUCAGUUAUUCAAGAAAUUAGGUCUAAAUAAACCUUUUCAAAUACCUUCUGCCACUUCUUAAAAUUUGGCACUACUUUGACUACAUUUUGUUACAAAGUUUAUUUUUUCCACUGAAGAAUUUAAUAUUCCAUUCAAUCUGUCCAAAGCAUCUAAAUACAAAUUAAAACAUGCAUAGUUUCCUCACUUUGACAUAUAUAUGUUUAUUUAUAUAUUCAUCUACUUACCUGUCUAUCUCUCCAUCUAUAUCUAUCUAUCUAUCUGCCUGUCUAUCUCUCUGUCUGUCUACCUGUUAAUUUAUCUAUUUUCUUAUCUGUCUGUCACGCAUGCAGACACAUAUGCACACACACACACACACACACACACACACAUACACAUGUACACAUACACAUGUACACAUACACACACGCACACACAUACACAAGAAUGGUAAAAUCUCAAACUGGAUGACCUGUUUUUUAAAUGAAAAUCUUAUUUCAAAAACAAAACAUGAACAACUGAAGUGAUAUUUCAAGAAAUUUCCUGUGAAAAUGAAUCUCAAAUUAGCAGUACUGGAAUCUCUUCUUCAUUUACUUUGCCCAUCUCAUCUCAGAGUUCAAUUCUCGCCCUAGCUUUCAUAAACCACUACUUCAAGAACUAAAAGUUUUUCUAUAUAACAAGAAAUAAUUACAUGAUUUCUAUUUUUUCAUAUUUUUCUUUCCCAAAAAAAAAUUUUUUUUUUUUUUUUUCUCUUCAUACCAUUCUUGAGUGAUUCUUCAUACUGACACUUUCUGCUAAACAUUCCUGUCAAGAUAUCGUUGCUCUCUAUUUUUUUCCGAAGACAUUUCAUAUUUUCUGAAAACCUACAAGUAUUCCAAUGGAAAAAAAAAAUCCCCCCCCCCACCUGUAGUGUUACAUUAAAGAAACUUCAAGUACAAAGUUCUUUUUUCUAUUUUAAAAUUAUUUCCCAAUUACAACAACCCAACCCAACCCAGCAUGGAUUAAAUAAUAACUACAAUAGCAUGACUAUACAGAGAAAAACUCUGUGUAAAUAAAAAUA